This is a messenger RNA of Panicum hallii, 1230 nucleotides long. Its product is annotated as 3-oxo-Delta(4,5)-steroid 5-beta-reductase-like. NCBI's taxonomy places the organism in Eukaryota, Viridiplantae, Streptophyta, Magnoliopsida, Poales, Poaceae. The transcript has a single exon. The coding region runs from base 1 to 1230 and encodes 409 amino acids. The record is from RefSeq and is a predicted model, not a curated record.
AUGAUCCGGUGGUGCUGGACAGGAGAGCACGGCGCGGUCCAGGAGCGCAGGGCGGCCGACACCGAGGCCGCGGCCCCCGCGUUCGCGAACGUGGCGCUCGUCGUCGGCUCCACGGGCACCGUCGGCGCCGCCCUCGUCGACAUGCUCCAGAGCACCGACGCCCCCGCAGGGCCAUGGAAGGUCUACGCGCUCUGCCGACGCCCGCUCCCGCCUUGGUGCACGUCCGGGUCAGCGGCCUCCACCUCCAGCCCCAACGCCGUCGUCGUCAGCCUCCAGGUCGACCUCGCCAACGCCGCCGCCGUAGCCGCGGCGCUCGCGCCCCUCGCCGACAUCACCCACGUCUUCUACGCCGCAUGGUCUCCGCAGCGCGGUUCGCCCGACGCCGUGGCCUGCGAGACCAACCGCGCCAUGCUCCGCAACGUCCUCUCCGCCGUCGUCCCCAGCUGCCCGGCGCUCGCCCACGUCUGCCUCCAGACCGGCCGCGACCAGUUCGUCGACCCGUUCGACCCCGUGAUGGGAACCACCUCCGCGACGCGCCCCUACUCCGAGGACCUCCCGCGCCUCGAGCACCCCGACCUCGAGGACGUCCUCCUCAUCGAGCUCCCCGGCUUCGUCGCCAGCCGCCGCGACCGCGCCCCCGUCACCUGGUCCGUGCACCGCCCCGCCACCGUGUUCGGCUUCUCCUCGCGCAGCGGCAGGAACGUCGUCUCCAGCCUCUGCGUCUACGCUGCCAUCUGCCGCAAGGAGGGCGCCGCGCUGCGCUGGCCCGGGUCCCGCGUCGCCUGGGAGGGAUUCAGCGACGCCUCGGACGCGGAGCUCGUCGCCGAGCACGCGCUCUGGGCGGCCCUGGAGCUCAGAUGCAAGAACGAGGCGUUCAACUGCACCAACGGGGACGUCUUCAAGUGGAAGCAGCUGUGGCCGGCCCUGGCCAAGCAUUUCGCUGUGGAGUGGUCCGGGUACGACGGGGAGGACAAGCGCUUCAAGCUCGAGGAAGCCAUGGCCGGGAAGGAGGCCGUGUGGACGGAGAUCGUCAGGGAGAAUGGGCUCCUGGAGACGAAGCUCGACGACACCACCACUUGGUGGUCCGUGGAUGCCGUGCUCAACGCCGACCAGGAACAGGUGGACACCAUGAACAAGAGCAAGGAGCUUGGAUUCUUCGGCUUCCGGCACACUGUGAGGUCCUUCGAUACAUGGAUCACGAAGUUGAAGGCCAGUGGAAUUGUCCCCUGA